AUGUCAGAAAAAGCAUUAGACUUAUUUGAACAGAUACAAAUAAAUUUAGACAAUGUGACUAAUAGUAUUGUUUUUAAUGCAUGUGCUCAACUUGCUAAUGAUCGAGCGAAAAGUAUUGGAAAAAAACUUCUUGAUGAAAUGCCUAAUAAUUAUCGAAACGAAAAUAUUGUGUUAACAUCGGCAAUAGAUAUCUUAAUGAAAUUUGGUGAUGUUGAAAGUGCUGGACAAGUUUUUCAAUCAAUUGAAAAGCAACAUAUUAUUGCUUAUGAUGCUCAAGUAAAUGGUUAUAAUUUAAAUGAUGAUUCAUCAAAAUGUUUUAAGAUUCUAAAAUAG
Molecule: messenger RNA, 333 nt
Organism: Rotaria sp. Silwood2
Lineage: Eukaryota; Metazoa; Rotifera; Eurotatoria; Philodinida; Philodinidae
Source: the annotation of a GenBank genome assembly